Molecule: messenger RNA, 881 nt
Organism: Centruroides sculpturatus (bark scorpion)
Lineage: Eukaryota; Metazoa; Arthropoda; Arachnida; Scorpiones; Buthidae
Exons: 2
Coding region: 116-709 (197 amino acids)
Source: RefSeq, a predicted model, not a curated record
GACAAGGCGCUCGUAUACAAAUAAUUAGAACAGAAAAUCUCGAAGAGGGGAAGGGUUAAUUAUAAAAGGGGACAUCGCGUCAGGUCGUUAAAAUCGCGUCAUAGACUAGACGACAAUGGUUACCGAUGAGCGCAACGAGUUCAAAGUCCCAUCUACACCUUCCAUCCAGAGUUCACGGAUGGUGUCGGGUAAAUUUCCCGAAGCUAACCUUCUCGGGACCCGAACAGGUCUAGUCUUUCGCUUAGGUACAAACGUGGAACCAGUCAGGAUGGACAGAAAGGAGAGAUCGGACAUUGAUGUAAUCCCCGAUCGUGAAGGACACGACGCACUCGGCGAGUCAACACAAAGGAGUGAAAAUCGGAAGCGCUGUGUCAAUACACUGACGACGAAUCUUUUCGUCUUUGUGCCGAUACCGAGCCGUGCCGACGCCGACCAACGGAGUCUCACGAACUGUUUAAUUAACAACACUGCCCCGCAGCCACCUAUGCAACAAACAACUAAAAGAGCAUCGACGCUAUCCACUUCCAACCAGCCGAUUGUGUUUAGAAAAUAUUUGUUUCUUAGUAUAACGUUAAGUGACUGUCGGAUGGCCGAGAAGUCAAAGUGGCAGCCUACCACUCUGGGAGACCCGGAUCGAAUCGAGACGGAUCGAAAAAUCCCCAGGGCCCUUAGUCUCGAGUUUUUCGUGUUACAACUCCCAACGUGUUGAAGUGUCACGUGGUACCAUCUCACACUCUGACGUCAAAUCGGUAGUCUCCAGUUAUAACUCACGUGCUUUCCCAUCUCACCAUGCGAGUUGCUACUCACGUUGAGUCGAGCAUGUGAGAUCGCUACACGAAAGUGAAAAUGGCUGACAAAUACGCUAUUCUGAUGGCAAUCGA